Populus trichocarpa (black cottonwood) is the source of this 959-nucleotide messenger RNA. RefSeq names its product NADPH:quinone oxidoreductase. The record is from RefSeq and is a predicted model, not a curated record. Gene Ontology annotation, molecular function: oxidoreductase activity; FMN binding. The coding region runs from base 115 to 837 and encodes 240 amino acids. The transcript has 5 exons. NCBI's taxonomy places the organism in Eukaryota, Viridiplantae, Streptophyta, Magnoliopsida, Malpighiales, Salicaceae. Gene Ontology annotation, cellular component: cytosol.
UAGCGGCAUGACUUGACAUCUCCUAGGUGAAGUAGCAUCCAAUCCAAGAGCAGCAUCUUAUCAUCUGUACCUCCUCUCCCCUCUUUCCAAGCAAAGACACCGAGAGAGAGAGAGAUGGAAGCAGUGGCAUCCAAACCAGUGAUCAAAGUCGUAGCCCUUUGCGGGUCUCUACGUAAAGGCUCCUUCAACCGUGGCCUCCUUCGUUCUGCAAUUCAGAUAAGUAAGGAUUCAGUGAAUGGCAUGGAGAUUGAGUACAUAGAUAUUUCACCACUGCCAAUGCUAAACACUGAUCUUGAAGUUGAUGGUAAUUUCCCACCUGUUGUUGAAGCUUUCCGGCAGAAGAUUCUUCAAGCUGAUAGUGUCCUCUUUGCCUCGCCUGAGUACAAUUAUUCCGUCACCGCACCUUUGAAGAAUGCAAUUGACUGGGCAUCUAGACCACCAAACUGCUGGGCUGACAAAGCUGCUGCCAUUGUAAGUACCGGAGGAAGUUUUGGUGGUGGGCUAGCACAGUACCAUCUUCGCCAAAUUGGAAUUUAUCUUGACCUUCAUUUCAUCAACAAACCCGAGUUUCACUUGAAUGCAUUUGCACCUCCAGCAAAAUUUGACAGCAAUGGAAACUUGAUUGAUCCACAGUCUAAGGACAGACUGAAGGAAGUUCUUUUAAGCUUGCUUGCUUUCACUUUGCGACUCAAAGAUUUUGAGCAGGAAAAAAUGGCGACAGUGGCAGAAGAUUCUGUGAUCAAAGUUGCGGCUCUCAGUGGAUCCCUUCGCAAAGCUUCCUAUAAUGAAGGCCUCAUCAUUCGAGCUGGCGCCCGGAGUUUUCCCCCCAGCAGCUGAAGCUUUUCGGCAGGAAAUUCUUGAAGCUGAUAGCACCCUUGUUGCCUCUCCCGAGCAUAAUUAUCCAGUCUUUGAUACUGUUUCUUUCCAUGAAGUACUAAGCAUAUACGAGUAAUUCUUAA